Aspergillus terreus NIH2624 is the source of this 2619-nucleotide messenger RNA. RefSeq lists its product as uncharacterized. The record is from RefSeq and is a predicted model, not a curated record. The transcript has 2 exons. Gene Ontology annotation, molecular function: nucleic acid binding; exonuclease activity. Gene Ontology annotation, cellular component: nucleus. The coding region runs from base 1 to 2619 and encodes 872 amino acids. NCBI's taxonomy places the organism in Eukaryota, Fungi, Ascomycota, Eurotiomycetes, Eurotiales, Aspergillaceae.
AUGUGGAUCGACUCUCUUUGCAUCAUCCAAGACGACCUCGAUGAUUGGCUUUCUGAGGCCUCCCAACUGCACCUUGUCUACUCAAAUUCUCUCUACAGUAUGAAUGCUACCUGUUCCAAGGAUCCAUCCGGGGAUCUCUCCACUGCGCGUGAUACAGCACUGUCUGAACCCUGCGAAGUCGAGAUACCAUAUAAGCAGCUUAAAGCACAGGUAGAACCAUUUCAAUUUACCGAUGCCCGGAAUGGACUAGCUAUCGUCACGUGCCUCUUAUCGAUAUCCCAGGACGAAAAAACAUCGUCGCGCGGAAUCCGAACCGUCAAACACCUCAACUCCGCAAACCCCGUCGGUCACCCUCACAAAGCCAUUGCGCAGCUCCGACUGUGCAGAAUCUGCGAGGGUCCUUCUCUAAUUUCUUUCACCCUCAAGCUCCCCGCCGACUCGGAAAUGGCCAAGCGCAAGCGCACUGACGCCGGUUACGAUAGCCCCGUCAAGGACAAUUCUGACGCGGACAGUGGAUUCGGAGUCGGUCAAACGCUGUCUUUGCUUCAGAACUCUACUGUCGCAAAUGGUGACGCCGCUGCCGCUACCUCAGAAGGCACUCCAGCAAAGAGAGAACAGGAUGCUAUGCCGUCGAAAAGGGCUUCAAAGAAAAAGCGGAUCGAUGGCGAGAAGGCGAAGUACCCGGAACUGACCUAUGUUGAAGGUCGCCUGCAGUCGUCGAUCCGCAUCGCAGAUCUACAAGGUCUUCUACUCUACUGCUUCGCGGACGGGAUUGCGCCGCAGUGGAUUUCAGUCAAAUAUUCGGGCCAUGUGAGGAAGGUCGUGGUCCUGAUGGUGCCGGGCCUGGAGCUUGGUAUGUUCGAUGGGACCAUUCCUUUGGAGGAGAAGUCUUCGAGUGACGCGAACGAGAACACGUCCUCCGACCAGACACCUACAGAGAACGAUAAGGAUUCAAGGACAUCUGAUUUCGAGCGCUGGAAGCAAGGUCUCCCCCUGGAAGAUAGAUCCCGCAAAUUCAAUCCUCGUCCGCUAUCCCGCGAUUCGCUCCCCGACCCGCUACAGCCACUGGUCGACAUGUUCCCUCAUAUCUGGCCCGUGAAGGCGCCCGGGGAUUCUAAGUAUAACAAGGUUCAUUCGCCGCUUCAGGCUAUCCUGCUAUCCGCUCUCCCGAAGAACAACAAUGGUAAAUCGAAAGGCCCCAAACGGCCCAAUGGUAAGGACUUCGCCUCGAACCGCACUCCCGUCACCACCUUCCUCAGCUCCGUGGAAGAUCUUCGCGAAAACGACUACGUGCUCCACCCAGCCUUACUCUCGACGGAGAAGGAGAAAGUCGACUUGGCGGAGGCUCGCAAGCGUGCUGGUCAAGACGCCGAGAAGGGGUGGGUGGACACGCGGGUCUCCAGCUGGGAGGACGGCACACCCCCAGACAGCGAGAUCGAGAAGGGAAGCAUGACCGCCGGGAGAACCGUGUUAGCCAUGGACUGCGAGAUGUGCAUAACGGAGGGUGGCACUUCAGAGUUGACACGCAUCAGUUUAGUUGGUUGGGAUGGCGAGGUAGUGCUGGACGAACUGGUGAAACCGGACCGACCCAUUAUCGACUACCUGACUCGAUUCUCGGGCAUCACUAAAGAAAUGCUUGAUCCCGUCACCACCACCCUCGCCGAUAUUCAACAGAAACUUCUCUCCAUACUCACCCCUCGUACGAUCCUCGUUGGCCAUUCUCUCAACUCCGACCUCAACGCGCUCAAACUGACACACCCCUUCAUCGUCGACACCACAUUCAUAUACCCUCACCCGCGAGGCCCACCACUGAAGUGUAGCCUCCGAUGGUUAACGCAAAAGUACCUCGGCAAGGAGAUCCAAAAAGGCGAAACAGGCCACGACUCCAUCGAGGAUUCUCGCGCCGUCCUGGAACUCGUGAAGCAGAAGUGUGAAAAGGGUGAACGGUGGGGCACGAGUGACGCUUCGAACGAGAGCAUCUUCAAGCGCCUUGCCCGGUCAUCACGGCCAGGACACGCCAGCAACCAGGGCGAGGGCCGCACUGGCGCUGUCGUCGACUGGGGCAACCCCGAGCGCGGAUUCGGGUCGCAGGCGACCGUCGCGGUCGGAUGUUCCGACGACGAGGACGUGGUUAAAGGCAUCUCGUCUGUUGUAAAUGGCGACGAGAGCAACCCAUCAAUCCCGGGCGGUGGAGUUGAUUUCACGUGGGCGCGAAUGCGCGAGCUCGAAGUCCAUCGCGGCUGGUGUAAUCGCAUUCCCGACCCGAACAACGCCAACGAGUCCACCGCGUUGGUUCCUCCGCCCGAAGCGACGACGCCGACCACCGGGCCGGCGUCUGAUCCCAAGACCCUGUCGGAUACGGUCUCCCGCACGGUCUCGAGGAUUCACCGUGUCUACGAGUCUCUGCCGCCGUGUACCCUGUUUAUUGUCUACUCUGGCACCGGCGACCCGCGUGAGGUCAGCCGUCUCAACGCCAUGCAGAAACGGUUCCGCGAGGAGUUCAAUUCCCGCAAGCCGUGGGAUGAGCUGAGUGUCAAAUGGACGGAUACCGAAGAGCAGGCCUUGAAAAAGGCGUGCGAAAGAGCUAGAGAAGGGUGCGGGUUUAUGUGUGUCAAAUAA